AUGAGUGACCCUUCAAGCUCGCAAUGCAGAUCUGACAUAGAGCAGGAAAUUGAGACAUGGGUGUUGGCUCUAGAACACUACGACAAUCAAGAGUAUGAGGAAGCCAUACGGAUCUUUGGUCAUAUUGCAGAUACGUCCAAGAUAUUCUUCAACUGUGGAGUCAUCUAUGCAACGCUGGGAGAGCAUGAAAAAGCCGUCCAAUGUUACCAACGCGCCGUCAGUCUAGACCAGUACCUUGCCAUUGCCUAUUUCCAAGAAGGCGUGUCCAACUUCCUUCUAGGCGAUUUUGAAGAAGCAUUGGCCAAUUUCAAUGACACCCUUCUCUAUCUUCGGGGCAAUACAUCCAUUGACUAUGAGCAAUUGGGCCUGAAAUUCCGUCUCUUCUCGUGUGAGGUCUUGUUCAAUCGGGGACUCUGCUAUAUCUACCUGCAGCAAAUGGGGCCAGGCAUGCAGGACCUCGAAUAUGCAGUGAAAGAAAAGGUCACUCCCGACCACGAUGUCAUUGAUGACGCCAUUCGGGAGAGGGCAGAGGGAUACACGGUGUUCUCGAUUCCCGUGGGAGUUGUCUAUCGACCCAACGAGGCCAAAGUCAAGAAUCUCAAAACAAAAGACUAUCUAGGCAAGGCGAGACUGAUCGCAGCGUCAUCGCAAGGCAACAUGCGGAAUGGACAUCAACCUACAGAUUUAAUACGAACUCAAUCAGCGUUCGAUGACCGCUCCGCCGACAGCAUCUCGUUCGCUGCCACGAAUCUGGUCCAAAAGAAUCUGUCGGGACGAAGUCGUCAGCAGUCGGAACCCCCGCUAAACCGCACUUUGUUCCCACCUACGCCACCUCCAGAAGGUGACAAGGCUAGCACAAAGACCUCUUCCAGUAGUAGCGUGGGUGCCAGUGGUAGACCAGGUUCGGUUCGGGCGGCGCGGCCUCCUCGGCUCAAUCUCGAUCCAGCGGGCUCUCAGCCCAAUGGGAGGAGUAGCGCAGACAUGCCCGCCUCGGACAAACCACGGAUUGGGACGACUCGUACGGCCUCUGAACCCCGUGGACCACCCAGCCGACAUUAUCCACGGGGGCUAAAUGGUCCAGAGACCGACAGAUAUCUUCCUCCUCGGGAAACGGGAAGCCACAGAAGAGGAACCAGCGAAACAAGUUCUGCAUCAAUCCCUCGGAAUGGCUACGGUGAGGACGGGUGCGGAGUGUACACAAGCCCACGAUCUAUGGCCAGUAGCGGACGAAGAGCCAUGCCUCCUCAGCAGCAACGGUACAUUGACGAAGAAGAGGAAUACGUGGGCGAUUCGUGUGGUGUACAUGGUGCCCGCGGCAUCUACGAGACACCCGGCAGCUCGCAGCGACGAACCAGAUCACCGGUCCGAGAGUCAAGGCGAGCCGACUCACGCAGGCCUGAUGUCCGCAGAUUCCGGAUCAAAGUUCAUGCUUUUGAAGAUACCCGGUAUAUCAUGAUCGGGCCCACGAUGGAGUACAGCGAGUUUGAAGCCAAGAUUCGGGAGAAGUUUGGCUUCCGCUCGCUUCUACGAAUCCGAAUGCAGGACGAGGGCGAUAUGAUUACAAUGGUGGAUCAGGAAGAUUUGGACCUCCUGCUGAGUUCGGCCACCGAGGCAGCUCGGAAGGAGGGCAGCGAGAUGGGCAAGAUGGAGAUAUGGGUGGAAGAAAGACCAAUGAUAUAG
Messenger RNA from Aspergillus pseudoviridinutans, 1680 nucleotides. RefSeq names its product putative PB1 domain protein. The transcript has 4 exons. The record is from RefSeq and is a predicted model, not a curated record. Gene Ontology annotation, molecular function: protein binding. Lineage: Eukaryota; Fungi; Ascomycota; Eurotiomycetes; Eurotiales; Aspergillaceae. The coding region runs from base 1 to 1680 and encodes 559 amino acids.